Rotaria sp. Silwood2 is the source of this 1515-nucleotide messenger RNA. Lineage: Eukaryota; Metazoa; Rotifera; Eurotatoria; Philodinida; Philodinidae. The record is from the annotation of a GenBank genome assembly.
AUGACGGCAAAAAAAAGUGACAUUCAACGAUUGAUUGAAUGUUGUAUUUGUUGUGAUUACCUUACUGAUGUACGUGAAACUCCUUGUUGUCAUCAAUUAUUUUGUAAUACAUGUAUUCAAUCAUGGCUUAAAAAACCAACAAAAAAUUGUCCACGAUGUAGAUCAACAACAUUAACAGAACAAAGUUUAUUGAAAAAUGUUGUUGUGCAACGUUUUGUUGACAAUCUUCAAUUUCCAUGUCCUUAUGCAUUGCAAGGUUGUUCUGCAGAAAUUGCAAGAUGUGAUUUAUUAAAACAUAAACGUUUAUGUUCUUAUUCACCUGACAAACUUGCUAAUAAGCAUCGAUUAAAAUUGGAAGAAUCACGAAAUUUAUUAUUAAGAUAUAAAGAAGGAAAAACACAUAUAACUGAUAAUGCUUUAUUUGAUUUAGCAAAAUUAUUUCAUACAGAACAUGAUUAUGAUAAUGCAAAAGAAUGUUUACAAAUGAUUAAAGAUCAAGAUAAUUUACAAGAAAUUAUUAUACUUCAAGCACAAAUCGAACGAGAUACAAAUCAAUAUGAUAAAGCUUUAGAAUUAUAUACUAAAGCUUAUUCUUUAUCUAAUUCUAGUUCACAACGUAUUGAAUUACUUACAGCUAAAGGAUAUUUAUUAUUAAAAAAAGCUCAAUAUGAACAAGCGAAAGAUGUUUUUACACAAGCAUUUGAUCUCUUACGAUCAGAUGAUGAAUCACCAACCAAAGUUGAACUUCUUAAUGCACUCGGACUAAUUGCUAAAAAAUGUUCUGAUACGAUGGGAAAUCAUCAAACAAAUUCCAAACGUCAACAUCGUCCAAGUGAAUGUGUUGGUUUUAAUAAACAUGACACUGAUAAUGAGCGUUUAGUUACAAUUCAACAAAGAGAACGACGAAUUUCGACUAAAAGUGCACCACCACUUGAUGAAUUCGAUAUAAAAAUGCAUCAUAUUGAUUCUUCAUCGAUUACUUUCUCGAUACCUGUUUUACCUUUUGAUGUAUAUGCAAGUGUUACUGGUACUUUUACGGAUUGGAUUGAACGUAAAAUGACUAAAUUAAAUGGUGAAUUUAAAAUAUGUAUUCAAAUACUACAUGGUUGUCAUUAUUAUAGAAUUUUAGUUAAUGGACGAGAGACAAUUGAAUGUCAUACAAAUUUUGGUCGUGUACAUUUUAUUUAUGUAAAUACAAAUGAUCAAAAUGUAAAUAAUUGUUUAGACCAAACAGUUUUAUCUCUUCAUAAAUUGAAUAUAUGGACACAAGAAGUAAAUAAUCAAUUUAUAAAAAGUGAUCAGCCACCGCCACCUCAUAUUCCACCGCAUCUACUCAAUAUUCUUCUCAAUCAAAAAUUACCUGCUCAUUGUGAUCCUGAUGUCCUUCCGGAACCAAAUACUGUCAUGCUUCGACAUUUAUAUGCUUUGUCAAUUCAAAAUGGUAUUAUGAUAUUAAGUACAACUAUUCGAUAUAAACAAAAAUUUGUUACAACAUGUUUCUAUAAGCCAAAUUAA